Brienomyrus brachyistius is the source of this 2810-nucleotide messenger RNA. RefSeq lists its product as uncharacterized. The coding region runs from base 190 to 1641 and encodes 483 amino acids. The transcript has 6 exons. The record is from RefSeq and is a predicted model, not a curated record. Lineage: Eukaryota; Metazoa; Chordata; Actinopteri; Osteoglossiformes; Mormyridae.
CUGUCAGCAUUAUUAUUGCUAGUGCUUGGCAUUAGAAAUGCAGUAAUGCUGCUGCCCUUGGGGCAGGAAAGCUCUAAUGUCAGCACUAUUAUUCCUAGUGGUUAGGAUUAGUAAUGCAGUAAUGCUGCUGCCCUUGGGGCAGGAAAGCUCUACUGUCAGCAUUUUUAUUGCUAGUCCUUUGCAUUAGUAAUGCUGUUUCCCUUGCUUAGUAAUACCCUGGACUUAGUAUCAAAGAUACUGAAGAAAAUGGAGAACAUUUGGAUUGAAGGUGUCAAACGAAGAAUGAAGAAGGUUAAAGAUCCUGAGGUCAUCCAAGAAGUUGUUGUUUUUGAAGAGGAGGAGGAGGAUUUCAUACAUUCCUAUAUCAAUAAGCUAGAAGAGGAAACUCACAGCUAUUUUACAUCUCAUGUCUGUCCUCGCAAGAACUAUUACUAUUACGCAUGUGAGAGAUCAAACAAAGCAACAGGAUAUAGCAAAGGAGAACCAAACAAAACCAGGGCUAAUUCUUGCAGGGCCUAUGUGUCUUUCAGUAUAAUCAAGGAUGCUGGAUUUACAGGUGCUAUUGUGCACAAAAUGCUGAAACACAGUGGGCAUGAUAUUAACAUUCAAGAAGAGGGUGUAAAAAACCGUGUUGACCCAGAACUACUGGCUUUUAUAGAUAUGUGGCUUGAGCAAGGACUAUCGGUCUCAGAAACACUUUUGAAGAGUGUUGAUUGGGCACAGCGCCAUGGACAUACAGAUAGAUGCAAUCGUCGAUACUAUGUUACACCAGAGGAUAUUAGGAUGAUCAAGAAGAGCAUAAAUGCUCUAAUUUUUCCUGAUGUGAAAGACAGUAUCAGUGUGGACAAACUAUGCACAUCAGAGCUAAAGGAGAACAUUUGUUUUUAUCAGCCAUUAAGUGAUGACCAACCACUGAUUAUUGUAGUACAGACACCCUGGCAAAAACAACUACUUAAAGAACAUCCACAUCCCAUGAUGUUUAUGGAUGCCACCUACAAAGGCAUGACCUCAUAUGGCUAUGCAUUUUAUGCAUUGCUUCUGAGAAGCAGGAUUGGAAGAGGAUACCCAUUUGCAUACUUCAUUAUCAGUCAGGAAUCAACAUCUACACUCUCUCUCUGCCUGCAAAAACUUUCAAUUUCUAAUCCUGGCUUUCUUCCUCGGUCAGUGAUGAUUGACAGAGACCUAAAAGAGCUAAAUGCAGUAAGAGAGAUAUUUCCAUCAGCAAAGGUCCUUGUUUGCUGGUUUCACGUGCUGCAGGCUGUGCAUAGGUGGUUGGUGAAACGAGAUGGAGGAAACCUGCCAGUGGCCAAGAGAAACAUGGUGAUUCAAGCAAUGGUGUCAAUGAAGAUGUGUUUAACAGAAGAUGAGUUUGACAACACGUCUGCCACAAAAUGUAAAGAGCUGGAUUCCUACCUUGGAAGUAAACACAUAUCUACUUACCUGAAGAAUCAGUGGAUUUCCUGUGGAGAGCUGUGGUCUAAUUUUGGCAGAUCAUUCAAUCAUGAAAACAGUGAAACCAACAACAAAGCAGAGAGAUUCUUCCUCACGAUGAAAUAUCAAUUCCUGAAAGGGAACACCAACAGAUGGAUUGACCAACUCCUUAAACUGCUCUGUGGUGUUGUUCACAAAUAUUACUGGUAAAUUUACAAAUCGAAAUUUAUAAUUCAUGCAAAUUUUUAAUGUCAUAAAUUAUUUCUUGAUACUAUGACUAUUUCUACUGACUGAUUGCUUGUAAUUGUAAGUUACAUGGAUGACCUGGCAGAAAGCGGACGAAUCAAGGGAGUAGAUGCUGUCAAGUCUGAUUGAGAUGGGGUUGGAUUCAGAUGUUAAAUUUUAAUGAAGAGGGAAUAUGUUUCGUUCCAUCUCAUACAAGCUCUCAGCCUCACUCAGUUGAUUUGGUGAUGGUCAAAUGUGACUGCAGAACAUCCAAAAGUGGUUCUCUUUGUAAACAUAUUGUUUUCUCAAGAACAGUUGCACAGCAACAAGGACUAGUUAUUCAAGACACCAGGAGUGCUCUUGCUAAAAAAAUCAUUGAUUGUCACUCCUAUAACUCAGAUGAUGAAAACCUCACAGUCUUUUACAGUGAUGGGAGUGUAGGAAUUAUAAAUCACAAAGUCCAAAAUUCUGUACCUGUAUAGCAAAUAGUCAUAAUGAAACUUGUGUCUGUAUUUUGGUUCACAGCAUCCUUUAUCCUCCACUGACACCUUGUGAGGUAAUCUCUAAUCAAUCAGAUUGCCAGAAAACAAACAUAAAGCCAAAAGUUGACCUGAACUCCAUGUUAACAGACCUCAUGGAAUGGAGCCAAUCAGAGAAGUACACUGAAAAUAAGGAGCUUUACAAGAUGGUAGAGAGGGCAUACAAACUAGUUUUUUCACGUUUUAAUAUUCGGUCAAGAAAAAGAAAAAUAACUGUACUGCACGCCUAUCGCCAACGAUUAAAAAAGGCGAAACAUGUACUCACCAUGAAUUACCCUACUAGGCGAAAAAGAAGGAAAAUGCUGCAAAAAUAAAAACUGACAAAUCAUUCAUUAUUAGAAUUCUUUUUAAAAAUAAUUUUAGGUGCUUUGAAUAUUAAUGUGCUUUGUGAGUACUUUACAGUGAGUGGUGCACAUACAUGAAAACUACAUUCUCCAGUACUUUUGAGAUCUACACAAAGCAUAAAUUAUAUUAAUACAGUAGUAAGAUAACAUCAUUGUAAUGUUUUAGAAUUCUUCCUUGGCAUCAUACAUGGCAUGUAAAAUGUAAAACUUCUGAUACAAAUCUUCUUAAAUCUAUAAAUUUAUAAACCACUUGCUUCUUAUUUGUAUAUAA